Molecule: messenger RNA, 3748 nt
Organism: Osmerus eperlanus (European smelt)
Lineage: Eukaryota; Metazoa; Chordata; Actinopteri; Osmeriformes; Osmeridae
Gene: prickle1b
Product: prickle homolog 1b
Exons: 8
Coding region: 385-3042 (885 amino acids)
Molecular function (GO): zinc ion binding
Source: RefSeq, a predicted model, not a curated record
AGCCUGACUGCCACACCACACACACACACACACACACUUACUCCCACACACUCUCACUCCAACACACACUCUCCACUUGGAGCCAGAGCACUUGGAACCAGAAAUAUCUCCUGUCUUUGCUGUGGGGGUCAGCCAGACUGACCGUAGCCUCGUGGGACAUUCUCUCUGUGGGUUCACCUGAUCAGCCUCUGCUGGAAGCAGGCUUGUCUGUGUAGUGUAAGACUGGAUCUAGACUGUAUCUGAGGAGAGUGAGCGGGUCCUGUGCCCAUGUUAGAUACCUGCUGCUGCUGCUGCUGCUGCUCUAGCAGUGUGACUGGACGAGGAGUGGAACCACUCAUCUCAACUGUUUGUAGGCUGUGAGAACUAGCAGUUCAAGAGAGUAGCAUGCUCCUUUUACAGAGCCCCCGUGAGAUGAACCUGGAGAGGGAGCGCGUGGCGGCGCGAGGCCAGGACAUGGAGCCUCGUGUCGGGGGACAGCUGAAGCAGCUGGGGCUGGGCUUCCAGAGGAGCUCCACCUCCGACGACGACUCAGGCUGCGCCCUGGAGGAGUACGCCUGGGUUCCGCCUGGACUCAGACCUGAGCAGGUGCAACUGUACUUCUCCAGCCUUCCGGAGGACAAGGUUCCAUAUGUCAACAGUCCGGGAGAGAAAGACCGGGUCAGACAGCUUCUAUACCAGCUGCCCCCUCACGACAAUGAGGUGAGGUAUUGCCAGUCGUUGAGUGAGGAGGAGAAGAGGGAGCUCCACAUGUUCAGCCUCCAGAGAAAGAGGGAAGCUCUGGGCAGAGGGACACCCAAAAUACUGCCUCGCUCACUGCAACACACACGCUGUGAACAUUGUGGCGGGGGCAUCAGCGGAGGAGAGAUGGCCAUCUUUGCGUCCAGGGCGGGGCCAGGACCUUGCUGGCACCCAGCAUGCUUUGCGUGUUCCACGUGUGAGGUUCUGCUGGUGGACCUCAUCUACUUCCACCAGGGGGGGCGGGUCUACUGUGGACGCCACCACGCCGAGUUGCUGAAACCUCGCUGUUCCGCCUGUGACGAGAUCAUCUUUGCGGAUGAGUGUACUGAGGCGGAGGGCCGCCACUGGCACAUGCAGCAUUUUGCAUGUGUGGAAUGCAAGACCGUGCUGGGAGGCCAGCGCUACAUCAUGAAAGAUGGCCGACCGUUCUGCUGUGGCUGCUUCGAGUCGCUUUACUCCGAGUACUGCGAGGCCUGCGGACAGAACAUCGGCGUUGACCACGCCCAGAUGACCUACGAGGGCGUGCACUGGCACGCCACAGACCAGUGCUUCAGCUGUGCCCAGUGUAAGAGCUCCCUGCUGGGCUGCCCCUUCCUGCCCAAGCAGGGCCGCAUCUACUGCUCCAAGGCCUGCAGCCUGGGUCCGGACUCCCACCAGUCGGACUCCUCCGACUCCGCCUUCCAGUCCGCCCGCUCCCGCGAGUCCCGCCGCAGCGUGAGAGUGGGCAAGAGCAGCCGUCCGGCGGACCACUGGCGCCAGUCACAGCUGUUGAACCAGACCCCCGCGUCCGAGUCGCACUACCAGACCCCCCGCAGCGCGGGCGCAGGCCCGGGCAGGGAGGCCGACGGAGAGGGAGAGAUGGACAUUGUGGGCAGGAGGCUGGGCCACCUGGAACUGCAGGAGGAGCAGUUCUGGAGGGAGGGGGAGGAGCAGGAGGAGGCGGGGGAGGAGCCAGACAAGUGGGCGGAGCAUGAGGACUACCUGACCCAGCUGCUGCUGAAGUUUGGCGACCGUGGGCUCAUCCAGCAGCCCAGCGAGCCCAAGAGCAGCCUGGGAGCCAACCCCAGAGCCAGGUCCAGCUCUGCCUCCACCAGCAGACCCUCCGCUCUGGAGCCCUGGCUGAAGCCUAAGAGCACCUUCACCACAAUCUCCAACCCCAACACCCCCACUCACACCCAGAGCCACGGCCUGGGGCCGGGGCUGGCUGGGAAGAACCUGCCCGAGAUGUUCUGGGCCCAGUCUCAGGACGGGCUGGGGGACUCGGCCUAUGGGAGUCAUCCCGGCCCGGCCAGCGCCAGGAGGAUCCAGGAAGUGGACCAGGAGCGGGAAGGAGGUUCUGCUGCUAAGCCUGGGUUCUGGCUGGAGCAGAGGGAGUGGUACCAGGACUCUCUGGAGUGUCUCACAGAUGAGCUAGGAAAGGCUGAGCAGAGUGUCAGGGACUCGAUGGACUCUCUGGCACUCUCCAACAUCACUGGAGCGUCAGUGGAAGGGGUCAUCAAGGAGCGGAAGCUCCUCCUCUCCCUGCAGGAGGCCCCGACUCCUCCCGACGACUGUGACGAGAUGAGCGUCAUGGGAACCCUCAACUCCUCCCUGCGCCAUCACGGCGACUCCUCCCUCAGGAGCCUGACCUCCGACCUGUACCUGCGCCAGGGAGAGGCCCAGGGGGAGGAGCAGGGGCGACGAGGGGCUCAGGAAGUCUCUGUCCCCAGUGUUCCUGUGAUGAGGCGGAGCACGUCCCAGUCCCAGGCCCGCCCCCCUCAGAUGGUCAAGUUCACCGCGGAUACGGUAGAUAACGGUCGCUACGGCGACGUCCAGGUGCGCCAGCCGCCCAUGAGCGAGAGGGCGAGGAGGCGUGUCUACCACCCGGAGGAGCAGGGCCCUGGUCCCAGCCCCCAGCGCGCCCGGCAGCAUCACGGACGCCAUCGCAGCCGCAAGACACGCUCCCACAACGCCCUGGACCUGAUGCCCAGGCAGCGUGCUCAGUCCCUGCACUGCCCCGGCCAACACCCCCGCCCACCCCUCACGCUGCCCUACCCCCACGCCACCUCCGACUACUCCCUCCAGACCUCCAUCCAGCGCUCCCAUUUCGAUGGCGAGGAGGAGGACUGGUGCUCCACCUGUUCGUCCUCUUCCUCUGACUCCGAGGAGGAAGGUUACUUCCUGGGCCAGCCCAUCCCUCAGCCCCGCCCGUCCGGACGCUACCAGUACCAGGCAGAGGACCAGCCCACCAGGGUCAUGGCCCUGGGCUCCAGGACUAGCUCCGAGCGGAGGAGCCAGAGGGGCAAGAACUGCAUCAUCUCAUAAUGGAGACGACACUCUGGAACUACGGAACUGUCUGCAAUUCCUCCUGCCUCCUUCUAGCACUAAUGACUGAAUAGGUUAUGAUCUGUUCCUUUAGGCAAGCAUUUUACUCUGUCAUGGACCAAGAACUAAUGGACACUUUUGAGUGUUGGACACUAUUCAAGUCAACAUUUCUUGUCUCUAAUUAUUCUAGUAGUUCAAACAUUUUGACAACAAAAGCAUGUUUUAUAUCGCAAAUUGUAUAAACUAUUGAAAGUUUCCCAGCAAUACCGUUGUGUGCAUUACAUGGCAAUACAUCUCUGAUAAGGAAAGAUUCUGUAGUAACUUGAGACUAACCAAAAUAAUUAUUUAAUAGCACAUAUUAAUAAUGUAAAUAUUAAGUUGAGAUUGUGACUGAUAUUUUUUUUAUAUACUUUGGUUUUAGAUGAGUCUUAUGUUUCUGAUUUGUGUUUGGGCAUCACUAAUGUGACCAUUUACUUCCACACACUUUGCAGAAGGUUUAUACCAAACCAAAUGGUGCCACUGAAGCCAUCUGCUUCAAAUCAAAGUGCCACAACUUCAUGUUAGCCCAACAUCUACCCUGGGCUACCACAGUACACAACCAUGACGACUGACAUGGACAGAACACAUCAGUUCAGUCUUGGACCACACUUUGUUCUUCCCUGUAAUAAAAACAUGCAAUGUUUUAAUAAACACUCCAGAUCUUUAA